Menidia menidia (Atlantic silverside) is the source of this 543-nucleotide messenger RNA. NCBI's taxonomy places the organism in Eukaryota, Metazoa, Chordata, Actinopteri, Atheriniformes, Atherinopsidae. The record is from the annotation of a GenBank genome assembly.
AUGGUCAAGAGUCAACCAAGAAUCACCAAGAAGCAGGAGAAGCCCCCUGGAGCUGAGUGGGGCUCGAGACCUGUGGCUGCAUCGGGUUCUCCUAGUCCCAACGGGCCCAGACCCGCAUGGAGGGAAAGGUGCUCAGCGGAUGAAGAGGUGAUAGUGGCAGCCGCGGUAGCGGGGGAUGCUGUGGAGGGAGAGGGCACACCAGGAGCCUGGGAUGAGGAGGGGGGAGACGGGACAGGGAGGGAAGAGGGAGGGGUAGCUAUGGGUGAGGAGACGGGGGGAGGGGUGGGCGGAGGAGGGGGCGUCGGGCAGGCGAUUCCGAGGGGUAUGUGGCUGUGUGGGAUGGUGACCGGAGAAGGGGCGGGGAACGUGGGCGGCCCGUUGGGUAAUGGCGAGGGGGGGUUUUGGUUAAUAGGACACGGUGUGGCGAUCGGGAUGAGAGGCCACGGACCUGUGGCCCUCCCCGGCGGGCUGCUUAUCAUGACGGGGGGUGACGGUGGCAAGGGGGUAAAGUUAGACGCUGACCAGACCACGGACUUGGGUUGA